UCUCCGUACCUGGUGGUAGUCCUGCUUGAAAAAAGUGACAUGUGGCUGCUUGGUUACCAGUUUUUACUGCUUUGUUUAACAUCCAUUCAUGCUGAUACCAAUUACCUGCAAGAGAAUGUCGCAAUCAAGGGAAAAGCUGAACAGUCAUCUACAUUUUACUUCCAUGCAAAUAUUGCCAUUGAUAAUGGUGGCACGUCCUGCACCCACACCAAUACAGAGACCAACCCAUGGUGGAGACUUGAUCUGUUGAAUUCAUCCACCAUAAGACGAGUGGUCAUCACUAACAGAGUGGACUGCUGCCCUGAGCAAAUCGAUGGAGCAGAAAUUCUCAUUGGGAACUCUCUGGACAACAACGGCAACAACAAUCCUAGAUGUGCUGUGAUUUCUGGUAUUCCAGCUGGUAAAUCUGUCUCAUACUCAUGUGGUGGAAUGGAGGGGCGUUACAUGAAUGUCUUUAUUCCUGGAGAUUCAAAGAGUCUCACUCUGUGUGAAGUGAAAGUUUUUAGAACAGAUAAUGUAUCAUUAACUGGAAAUGCUGAUCAAUCAUCCAUAUUUAAAUACUGGGGGCCUCAACGUGCUGUCGAUGGAAUAAAAUUUGCCCCAGGUGCAGCCUCAUUUUGUACCCAUUCAAGUGGGGACAGGAAUCCAUGGUGGAGGUUGGAUCUUUUGGGUAUUUAUUUUGUCAGCACCGUGGUCAUCACUAACAGAGCAGACUGCUGUCCUGAACGAAUCAAUGGAGCGGAGAUUCGCAUUGGAAACUCCCUGGAGAACAACGGCAACAACAAUUCCAGAUGUGCUGUAAUUGAUAGUAUUCCAUUAGGCAAAUCCUACAACUACUCAUGUGGUGGAAUGGAGGGACGAUAUGUGAAUGUGGUGAUUCCUGGAGACAGGAAGUAUCUCACUCUGUGUGAGGUGGAAGUCUAUCCCAUUUUAGAUGUAAAGAAAACCUUUGUGAGGAUGAAACUUCAGUCCAGUUUUGAUUUAGCUGGUCCAAUGAAUGACAGACUUCUCUAUCAGCUGCAGUCUGUUCUGGCAUCAAGAGGGAUCAGCAAUGUCAGACUGUCCUGGACACAUCUUCCUCAACAACACGUGGAAGAGAAAGAUGCAGGGAAAGACGAGUUUGAGGCUGUGAUUCUGGCUAGCUAG
This is a messenger RNA of Xyrauchen texanus (razorback sucker), 1146 nucleotides long. RefSeq lists its product as uncharacterized. Lineage: Eukaryota; Metazoa; Chordata; Actinopteri; Cypriniformes; Catostomidae. The transcript has 9 exons. The record is from RefSeq and is a predicted model, not a curated record. The coding region runs from base 40 to 1146 and encodes 368 amino acids.